This is a messenger RNA of Oncorhynchus keta (chum salmon), 1345 nucleotides long. RefSeq names its product SLAM family member 5-like. The record is from RefSeq and is a predicted model, not a curated record. The transcript has 3 exons. NCBI's taxonomy places the organism in Eukaryota, Metazoa, Chordata, Actinopteri, Salmoniformes, Salmonidae. Bases 1 to 807 code for a protein of 268 amino acids.
AUGUGUUACUGUGUUUCAGAUCUGAAGGCGGAAGUGAAGCCACUGCGAGGGAGAGAAGGGCAGACUGUCACGCUACACACGGGACUUGCCAAACUACAGAGUGACGCAAAGAUAUUUGGGCUAUUUGGGCCAGUCCGCCCAGAGAUAUUCAUUGUUGAGAGUCAUGCCUUCAGAGGAGAAAUUAUAACUGAGUACAAAGGGAGAUUCCAAGGCAGACUUCAGCUGGACAGAGAGACUGGAUCUCUCACCGUCAGAAACCUCACCAGCAUCGACACUGGACUUUAUCAGCUUCAAAUCAUCAGUGAACAGGUCACCUACCACAAUUUCAUUUUCACAGUCUACGCUUCAGUGCCUACUCCUAACAUCAGAAACACCCCACAUAAUCCCUCAGUCGACAGUCGGUUGGUCAGUGGGAGCUGUCCUGUGGUGUGUUCUGUGGUGUGUUCUGUGAUGUGUUCUGUGGCGAACGGGAAAGAGGUAACCUUGUCCUGGUACAGAGGAGAGGAGAAACUGAACAAUACAAGUAGUCCCCAUCAGGCCGACCGGUCUCUCCCUCUGGAAAUUAAAGGAAAAAACAGUGACACCUACAGCUGUGUAGCAACCAACCCGGUCAGUAACCAGACAACCAUACUUAGCAUUGAGGAGCACUGUCUGCAACAUGCAGUGACUGUGCCCGGUGCAUCUGGUGCGAUCAGUCCUGUCUGCCCUGGUGGACUUGACUCUCUGGGGUAUCACUAUUUAAAAAAACUGUCCAUAGUUUUGCAUGGACUUGAACAGUGUGAUGAUAUUGUCAUUUACAUGACGUAACAAAUGUCAUGACAUAAUGAGAAGAAAAAACAAGCACCCUUACCUUUCAUGAACUAACACUUGUACUUGUAUUUUCUUACUAGUACUGACUUUGCUGAUAGCUACAUGAGGAAAAUGUUUUCAUUACGAUGACUAUUUUAUGUUAUGUCUCUUUUAGCUACCUUAAGAUAAACGCACAAACUGUAAGUCGCUCUGGAUAAGAGCGUCUGCCGAAAUUACUCAAAUGUGUUUGGAAAAGUAACUACGUACUGGAAACAGUUUUAGAACAGAAGUCGUUUUCACUUGCCCACUAAUGUCAAUUGCUAUAGCAAAAGCAUAAGGAUACCUGUCAAGAAUACACAACUUUGCCAUAACCGUGAAAAGUAUCAUGGUGUUUGUUGGUGGACUAUUUUGUUUUGUUUUAUGAAAGUGGACAUUGCUCUCCUUGUCAUAAUGCUAUCACAGUGUCAUUGGUGCUUUCAUCCAUGGAGAUCACAGGUCAGACACAUAACAGCACUUUAACAGCGGCCUGUUAAAAUAUAGUUAUUCUAAGUCUCUU